Molecule: messenger RNA, 5356 nt
Organism: Anthonomus grandis grandis
Lineage: Eukaryota; Metazoa; Arthropoda; Insecta; Coleoptera; Curculionidae
Product: innexin shaking-B
Exons: 6
Coding region: 518-1813 (431 amino acids)
Cellular component (GO): gap junction; plasma membrane
Molecular function (GO): gap junction channel activity
Source: RefSeq, a predicted model, not a curated record
UCGGAAAAAAAUCAGUUUGCUACGCCUCUGUUCUAAUAACACUACUUGAUUUACGAUUUAGACGAAACUUUAGUUGUCAAACGAAUAAAAAAACACAUAUUUAAUCCCACAAACUACGCAUCAUUAAAAACUAAAAUAAUUCUUUUGCAAUGAGGCAAAGAUGGAUGAUCGAGAAACAACGGGUGUUUGCGGAGUCUGGACGGCAUCCAUCGUUACAAAACUGUAAAGGUUAUGUGGAGAUUUCUAGAUCAGUUUGAAACUGAGGCAAUUUUAAAAUAGCGCGGCAAUUGUGUUUUGAUUGUUCAUUUAUUUUCGGGGUGUUCGGAACGCGAUGAACUGGCGGUGAUGUGAUAAUUAUUGUGAGGUUUUAUUUGACCUUAGUGUUUAAACUGUCAUUUAAUAAAAAUGAAGGAUAUUAGUGUAAUUUUUCUUGUGAAGUUCUUCUGGCUUUGUAUCUAAAAUAUUCCAACAGGCCGUUGUUCUUGCUGUUAAUAAUGAUUAAACCGCAAUUGACCAAAUGGGACAAGCGAAUCCAGAGACUGAGAGUAUUUUAGGUAGCAUAAAUGAAAAAAAUCCACAUCAUAAAUCAAUUUUUGCCCAAUCAUAUUAUCAGUCUUGCUUGAGAACAACAAUCGCCAAAAGACGUGAUACAUUUCAUUUGACAAUCAGAAGUAGACAGAGCAGACAAGAAGGACUGCGAGCUAUGGAUUUGUUUAGAAGUUUUUAUCUUUUAACAAGAAUUAGCAAUAAGACCAGUGAUUCGGUUAUUUUUCGCAUACACACUAAACUCACAGUGGCAAUCCUCAUUACCUUGACUAUAUUGGUAACAACUAGACAGUAUGUUGGUAAUCCUAUAGACUGCAUACAUAUAAGAGAUAUACCAGAAGAUGUCUUAAAUACAUACUGUUGGAUACACUCAACAUUUAUCGUGGUAGGUGCAAAUAAUAAUAUAAUUAUUGGAGAAGACCACCAUCCAGGGGUUCUGUAUGCUGGAAAUAAAACAAUUAGACAUGUCAAGUACUAUCAGUGGACUGCCUUUGUUCUGUUUUUUCAGGCAAUUCUAUUCUACACUCCAAGAUGGCUCUGGAAAUCAUGGGAAGGUGGCAAAAUAUGCGCUCUUAUGAUGGAUUUAGAUGUGGCCGUAUGCUCAGACAUAGAAAAAAAGCAAAAGAAAAAACUGAUGAUCGACUAUUUAUGGGACAACUUAAGGUUCCAUAACUGGUGGGCGUAUCGCUAUUACUUCUGUGAAGUUUUAGCUCUUAUAAAUGUGAUAGGGCAAAUGUUUUUAAUGAACAGAUUCUUUGAUGGCGCCUUUUUAAUGUUCGGCUUCGAAGUUAUUUCAUUUAUCAAUGCCGACCAAGAGGACCGCAUCGACCCGAUGAUCCAAAUCUUCCCCAGGAUGACGAAAUGUACCUUUCGAAAAUACGGAGCGUCCGGAGAUGAAGAAAAACAUGACGCUCUUUGUAUUCUUCCCUUAAAUGUGGUGAACGAGAAAAUAUACGUGUUUCUAUGGUUUUGGUUUAUAAUUUUAGCAAUAUUGACACUUAUGACGGUGAUUUAUAGGAUAAUAAUAAUUUUUUCGCCCCGUAUGCGUGUCUAUCUACUUAGAAUGCGUUAUAGGCUUGUGCGAAGAGAAGUAAUUGACACUAUUGUGCGUAGAAGUAAGAUGGGUGACUGGUUUUUGUUUUACAUGUUAGGGGAGAAUAUUGACUCAUUAAUUUUUAGGGAUGUUUUGCAGGAUUUGGCGCAUAAAUUAAACCGACACGAUUUUCAUCAUGCUCCUGGGUUCAAGGGAGAAAUUCAGGAAGCUUAAUUUUUAUCUUUGUUCUAACCUAUUUUAUCGUUUUGUAGAAACUUUGAUAUUUUAAACGAAGUCAAUUAUAGAAAUUAUUAGUUUUAAAAAUAAUAAAAUAAAUUUAAAAAAACUUGACUAAUGUUAUAUGGAUCUUGAAUGAGUAAUUAUUAAACAUUUUCAUUAUACUACUUUUGAAAGGUAGAUAUAGUGUAAUUGAUAAAAAAUCACUAGUCUUUUCAUAAAAGCUAAAUUUGGUUAAAUUUUUUCAACAAACAUAUAUAUAAAAUAAAACUAGAGUAUUAAUUUUUCUGAAACAAUAUAAUAAUAAUUAAGGGACAACUUCUUUUUACAUAUUUUAUUUUAUAACUUUUAAUUCUGUUAAAAUUCUUAAAUUAUGCUUCAGAGACCUGUUGACCAUGGUCGAAUAAAGCAAUUCUUUUCUUAACGUAUGUUAUAAAAAUAUUAUUUCUACUUAAUAUUAAAAUAAAUAGCUUGCACGACGUUAAAUAAAUUAUUAAGCAUUGUAAACUAUUCUGCUAAAAGAUUUUUUUAAUUAAUUUAUAUUUAGUUAAAUUAAUUAAAAAAAAUUAAGUUAUAAAUCCUUAUAUAAGAGUGUUUUAAAUUUCAUUUAAAAAAUUUGAUAAAGUUUGCUUAGCUUAAGGGACUAUGAAAGAAACUUUGAGCUUAGAAUAUAGAUAAAAUAAAAACAACUUUCAGCGUAAAGUUCAAUAUCUGGGGUGAGGGGAAAGACGAGUUUUUUCGAGUAAAAUAAAUAGCUCAUUAUGAAUCUUUAAAAUUGGAUUCUUAAUUUUUUUUUUAUUUCAAUACAUUCAUUUCUCAACACAUUUCUAGAUAAAGUAAUGUGCCUUUUAUAAAAAUUAUAGUUAUAUAUUAAACAAAAAAAAGUAAUGUGUCCCAGAAUGUGUACAAGAUUUAUCAUGAGGCAGAGUUUUUUCAAAAAAUAAUAAAAAUAUCUUUUCUCAUAUACAGAUCGUGUUUUCGUUCGUUACUUAUAGGAAACCGCAUAGAGGCGAAAUUUUGCAUCCUCGCGCGUGUACGAGUACCUACGACAGAGCACCGCCCCGGCCGGCCCGAGGACGGGAAUCGGGAUUAGUAAACAUCUGACAAAAUAUUACGCGAAAAUCCAGGAAUUUUUAAAAUAUUUAUUCUAAUGCGGGUUUUACAGACAUGACAAUAUGUAAAACCCCCAUAGAAUUGUAAUCUUAAAUGUUUAAUAUUUAUGCUGUGUUUUGCAUAAUGAAAAUAAAAGUGUUAUUCUAAUAAAAAAUAAAAUAUCAACUCUGAUAAAAAUAUAAUAAAAGAUCAGAAAUAAAACUCUAAUAAACAAACUUAACAACAUAUUAUUUCUUAAAUAAAAGGCUCAAAUAAACCACCUUCUUUCGCUAAACAAAAACUUAACCUAUCGUAAAAGCUAUUUCGCACCUCCGAAAGAGUUUUAGGUAAAAUGGAAUUGGCACCUUCGACAAUUUUAUUUCGCAACUCCUAUAAAUUUGUUGACCUACUAAAUUCAUGCUUGUAAAUGGUCUGCUUAAGGUAACCCCACAGAUAAAAGUCAUUUGGAGACAAAUCUGGAGACCUAGGAGGCCAUUUAAUAUCACCAGUCCCACUAAUAAGGCGGUUAGGAAAAGUAUUUGGUUAAAAUUCCUUUACCCUAGCCGCGUUAUAAGCAGGACAGCCAUCUUGCUGAAAAUAAACCGAUCCCAGGUAAAAUAAAUAAAAAAAAUAUUUUAAAAAAAAUAUUCUUUUUCAUUUGCCUUUUCCAUCAUGGUUUUACAAAAUUUCAUUCUUCGCCACUAGUCUUCAGGAAAUAUUUCCUGAGUUUUUGAAUACUUGAAACAUUUGUACCCAUAUUUUUUCCAGAUACGAGCAACAGUUUUAUUGCUUAUUCCCAGUUCCUCUCCAACACUUCUAGUGGACCGUGUCGAAUCAAGUUCUAGGGUACUGCAAACGAUUUCUUCCCACCGUUCUAUAUCCUGGACCACUUCAACAGGUGGUUCUUGAUGUUUUGUGUGGCAUUUUUUACAAUCUUGAAGACAAAAAGAUGUCUCAAAAUUUGCAACCACAUUUAAAACCGUUUUUGCACAAGGAAUCGGUCUAUUCUCAAAUGUCACUGAAAACAAAUCUGUACAUUGUACUGCGGAAUUGCCUCCAUAAAACCAUUUAAUUAGUUGAACUCUUUCGGAAGGGGUAUAAACAGCCAUAGUGAAAAAAACACGAAAAUAACGCUCAAAAAUUAUUAAUGCAACGUGCAGUAACACAGCAAAGUAAGGUCUGCUGACUCCCGGUUCGAAAAAUUCCGCCGCCUGCAAGGCGCAACCAAGCGGUGUUGCCAUUAUUUUGGGUAAUACGUAGCUCACGAUAACACGAUCUGUAUACGAAAUAUAUAUCUUUAAAGCCAAGAUCUACAUUCGAAAUUAGUAUUAGGCUUGGUGGAAAUAAAUAAGGGCUUAAGAAAUGUUACUUAAAAUAGAAUGUCGAUAUCCAUGAGAUAAUAAGAAAUAAUAAGAAUCGUAGUAAUAUUUUAAAUUUAAAAUUACGAUUUUUUAAGUUUUUAAUAAUCAUGCAAAUUAAAAUAAAUGCUUACUUUUUAAUAAAUAUUAAUAAAAAGGAAAUCUUUUUCACUUUAUUACUAGUCAAAUAUGUCAAAAGGGGUCUUGUGGCAUAUUUGAUCAUAUUUGUUUUAUUCAUCUUUUAAGUAGAUGCUUGCUUUAUUCAUUUUUAAACAAAGUCUAAACUGUUUAUCACAUUAUAUUGCUUGUACGUAAAAUAAAUAAAAAGAUUUAAAAAUCGCCCAUUUCAAUAUUGAAUUAGUGCGUUGCUUUUAUUUAUCUGCUACAGGAGCUUUUUCAAAAUAGAAUUUUCUAGUAUGAAAAAGCUAAAUAUAUAAGUACUAUAUGAACAUUUGUAUCAUAAAUAUUUUGAAGCUCGACUUUUUUUUUAUAACAAAUACUCCUAUACCCUUCUUACCUUAUCAAUAAUCCCUAAGAUUUACCCUAGCGUAGAACCAAGCGAACUAGCAAAGCAAAAUUUGUAGGAGAAAAAUUUGGAUUAUUUCUAAAAGUACUUUCAUAAUGAGCGGGUACCAAAAUUAAGUUUCAAAAUAGACCCGAUUCUAAAUUAUUAGUCUAUUAUCUAAAUAUUUAGUCGAAAUUAUUAAUAAUAAAUAUUUGGAUACCAGUAUUACCUUUGCCUCCUUAUUUAGUAAAAAAGUAAAUAAUAAUAUUGAUAUAACACAGGUCAAAUCUUAAAAUGCUUUAUUCCUUAGUGAUAUCCAUAUAUCUAUAUCUAGUUUAUAACUUUCACAGUUGAAAAAAUAGCCAUAUAACAAAAUUAAAUACGUUACUUUGCUUUAAGCUUAUAAUAAUAAAUUCCUUAAACAUUAGUUUAUGUAUUAAGUAAUGCAUAGGAUAUAAAAAUAAUAGCCUAAUAUUGUUUAUCAUAAAAAUGUCAUAUUUAUUUCGAAAAAAUUACAUUGAAAAAAUUAUUAAUUUUUAAAAUCAAAGUUUAUUAUUGUGGACAAAUGUUUAUAUAAUAAAGUUA